Marmota flaviventris (yellow-bellied marmot) is the source of this 7027-nucleotide messenger RNA. RefSeq names its product dysferlin (gene Dysf). Gene Ontology annotation, biological process: macrophage activation involved in immune response; negative regulation of phagocytosis; vesicle fusion. Gene Ontology annotation, cellular component: membrane; T-tubule; cytoplasmic vesicle. Lineage: Eukaryota; Metazoa; Chordata; Mammalia; Rodentia; Sciuridae. The record is from RefSeq and is a predicted model, not a curated record.
GAGAGGGAUCUAGGCUACGCCGGGCGCUGAGUCCAGGUCCAGUCCCAGGCUGUCGCGGCCACCGCCCUGUCCGCGGUUCACCAGUCAGGUGUAAAGUGCCGUGUCAUUGGGGAUGCUGGUGGCCGGAGCAUUGAAUUACAGCUCUGUGGAGCCGACGUAGGGCUGCGGGGGUGGACAAUGAAUAGAAGCCCCUGCUCUCGCAACGCCCGCAGACUGGCGUUGAGCGCAGCCAGGGGGCGGGGACGAGCCUAGCCCACUGGAGAGGCUUGGGUUGGCCUGUUCCCUUUUAAGAGCAGCUGCUCUGAUCCAGGAGCCAGAGAUCCGGAGGCAGGCUCGCUCCACCGGCCCUCUCCAGGGAGGGCACCCGCGAGCAGCGCCUCGGUCCGGCCCGACCGGUCCUUCCCAGCCCUCUUCGCUCCCGGGGCGCACGGGACAUUAGGCGCGCCAGGCAUGCUGAGGGUCUUCAUCCUCUACGCCGAGAACGUCCACACCCCGGACACCGACAUCAGCGAUGCCUACUGCUCCGCGGUGUUUGCAGGGGUGAAGAAGAGAACCAAAGUCAUCAAGAACAAUGUGAACCCCGUGUGGAAUGAGGGCUUUGAGUGGGACCUCAAGGGCACCCCCCUGGACCAGAGCUCUGAGCUUCACGUGGUGGUCAAAGACCAUGAGACCAUGGGGAGGAACAGGUUCCUGGGGGAAGCCAAGGUCCCACUCCGGGAGGUCCUUGCCACUCCCAGCCUGUCUGCCAGCUUCAAUGCCCCCCUGCUGGACACCAAGCAGCAACCCACUGGGGCCUCGCUGGUCCUGCAGGUGUCCUACACGCCACUCCCUGGAGCUGUGCCCCUGUUCCCACCCCCUGUUCCCUUGGAACCAUCCCCGACACUGCCUGACCUGGACAUGGUGGCUGACACAGGAGGAGAGGAGGACACGGAGGACCAGGGGCUCACAGGAGAUGAAGCAGAACCAUUCCUGGAUCAGAGUGGCACUCCAGGCCCGGGGGGCCCCACCACCCCCAGGAAGCUGCCUUCCCAUCCUCCCCCCUACCACCCGGGGAGCAAAAGAAAGAGAAGUGCACCCCCAUCCAGAAAGCCGCUGUCGGAUAAGCAGCAGGACUUCCAGAUCAGAGUCCAGGUGAUCGAGGGGCGCCAGCUGCCGGGAGUGAACAUCAGACCUGUGGUCAAGGUCACUGCUGCCGGGCAGACCAAGAGGACUCGGAUCCACAAGGGAAACAGCCCUCUCUUCAACGAGACUCUUUUCUUCAACGUGUUUGACUCUCCCCUGGAGCUGUUUGAUGAGCCCAUCUUUAUCACAGUGGUAGACUCCCGUUCCCUCCGGACAGAUGCGCUCAUUGGGGAGUUCCGGAUGGACGUGGGCACCAUUUACAGAGAGCCCCGUCAUGCCUAUCUCAGGAAGUGGCUGCUCCUCUCGGACCCUGACGAUUUCUCUGCUGGGGCCAGAGGCUACCUGAAAGCCAGCCUUUGUGUGCUGGGGCCUGGAGAUGAAGCUCCUCUGGAGAGAAAAGACCCCUCUGAAGACAAGGAGGACAUCGAAGGCAAUCUGCUCAGGCCGACUGGUGUGGCCCUUCGAGGAGCCCACUUCUGCCUGAAGGUCUUCAGAGCUGAGGACUUGCCUCAGAUGGAUGAUGCUGUGAUGGACAACGUGAAGCAGAUCUUUGGCUUUGACAGUAACAAGAAGAACUUGGUGGACCCCUUUGUGGAAGUCAGCUUUGCAGGGAAAAUGCUCUGCAGCAAGAUCCUGGAGAAGACGGCCAACCCCCAGUGGAACCAGCACAUCACGCUGCCCGCCAUGUUUCCCUCCAUGUGUGAAAAAAUGAAGAUCCGUGUAGUGGACUGGGAUCGCCUUACUCACAAUGAUAUCGUGGCCACCACCUACCUGAGUAUGUCGAAAAUCUCUGCCCCUGGAGGAGAGAUAGAAGAGGAGCCUGCAGGUGUGGUCAAGCCUCCACGAGCCACAGACCUGGAUGACAAUCUGGGCUUCCUCCCCACCUUCGGGCCCUGCUACGUGAACCUCUAUGGGAGCCCCAGGGAGUUCACAGGCUUCCCGGACCCAUAUGCAGAGCUCAACAUUGGCAAGGGGGAAGGUGUGGCCUACCGAGGCCGGCUUCUGGUGUCCCUGGAGACCAAGCUGGUAGAGCAGCACAGUGAGCAGAAGGUGGAGGACCUCGCCGCAGACGACAUCCUCCGGGUGGAGAAGUACCUCCGGAGGCGCAAGUACUCCCUCUUUGCCGCCUUCUACUCGGCUUCCAUGCUGCAGGACGUGGACGACGCCAUCCAGUUUGAGGUCAGCAUUGGGAACUAUGGGAACAAGUUCGACACCACCUGCCUGCCGCUGGCCUCCACCACCCAGUACAGCCGGGCGGUCUUUGACGGGUGCCACUACUACUACUUACCCUGGGGCAACGUGAAGCCUGUGGUGGUGCUGUCAUCCUACUGGGAGGACAUUAGCCACAGAGUGGAGACUCAGAACCAGCUGCUCAGGAUCGCUGACCGACUGGAAGCUGGCCUGGAGCAGGUCCACCUGGCCCUGAAGGCCCAGUGUUCCACUGAGGACAUGGACUCCCUGGUGACUCAGCUGAUGGAUGAGCUCAUCGCAGACUGCAGCCAGCCCCUGAGUGAUGUCCAUGAGAUACCUUCUGCCACCCACCUGGACCAGUACCUGUUCCGACUGCGUACCCGCCACCUGAGCCAAAUCACUGAGGCUGCACUGGCCCUGAAGCUUGGGCAAAUUGAGCUCUCUGCUGCCCUGGAGCAGGCUGAGGACUGGCUCCUGCGUCUUCGUGUCCUGGCAGAGGAGCCCCAGAACAGCUUGCCGGACGUCAUCAUCUGGAUGCUGCAGGGAGACAAGCGUGUAGCCUACCAGCGGGUGCCGGCCCACGAAGUCCUCUUCUCCCGGCGCGGGGCCAGCUACUGUGGCAAGAAUUGUGGGAAGCUGCAGACCAUUUUUCUGAAAUAUCCAAUGGAGAAGGUACCUGGGGCCCGGAUGCCUGUGCAGAUACGAGUCAAGCUCUGGUUUGGGCUUUCUGUGGAUGAGAAGGAGUUCAACCAGUUUGCCGAGGGCAAGCUGUCUGUCUUUGCCGAAACUUAUGAGAACCAGACCAAGCUGGCCCUGGUUGGGAACUGGGGCACCACGGGCCUUACCUACCCCAAGUUUUCUGACGUCAGGGGCAAGAUCAAGUUACCCAAAGACAGCUUCCGCCCCUCUGCUGGCUGGGCCUGGGCUGGAGAUUGGUUCGUGUGUCCAGAAAAGACCUUGCUCCAUGAUGCUGAUGCUGGUCACCUGAGCUUCGUGGAGGAGGUGUUUGAGAACCAGACCCGGCUCCCCGGGGGCCAGUGGAUCUACAUGAGUGACAACUACACUGAUGUGAAUGGAGAGAAGGUGCUUCCGAAGGAUGACAUUGAGUGCCCACUGGGGUGGAAGUGGGAAGAUGAGGAAUGGUCCACGGACCUCAACCGGGCUGUCGAUGAACAAGGCUGGGAGUACAGCAUCACUAUCCCUCCGGACCGAAAGCCGAGGCACUGGGUCCCUGCAGAGAAGAUGUACUACACACACCGACGGCGGCGCUGGGUCCGCCUGCGCAGGAGGGACCUCAGCCAGAUGGAAGCACUGAACAGGCACAGGCAGGCGGAGGCGGAGGGCGAGGGCUGGGAGUAUGCCUCUCUCUUUGGCUGGAAGUUCCACCUCGAAUAUCGCAAGACGGAUGCUUUUCGCCGCCGUCGCUGGCGCCGCCGCAUGGAGCCACUGGAGAAGACGGGGCCAGCAGCUGUGUUUGCCCUCGAGGGGGCUCUGGGUGGUGUAGUGGACGAUAGGAGCGACGAUUCUGUGUCCGUCUCUACCUUGAGCUUCGGUGUGAACAGACCCACCAUCUCCUGCAUCUUUGACUACGGGAAUCGCUACCACCUACGCUGCUACAUGUACCAGGCCCGGGACCUGCCAGCGAUGGACAAGGACUCUUUUUCUGAUCCCUAUGCGAUCGUCUCCUUCCUGCACCAGAGUCAGAAGACAGUGGUCGUAAAGAACACCCUGAACCCCACCUGGGACCAGACCCUUAUCUUCUACGAGAUUGAGAUCUUCGGUGAGCCGGCCAGCGUUGCUGAGCAGCCGCCCAGCAUCGUGGUAGAGCUCUAUGACCACGACACCUACGGUGCAGAUGAGUUCAUGGGUCGCUGCAUAUGUCAACCAAGCCUGGAAAGGAUGCCCCGGCUGGCCUGGUUCCCACUGAUGAGGGGCAGCCAGCCAGCGGGGGAGCUGCUGGCAUCUUUUGAGCUCAUCCAGAGAGAGAAGCCGGCCAUCUACCAUAUUCCUGGCUUUGAGGUGCAGGAUACAUCAAGGAUCCUGGAUGAGUCCGAGGACACAGACUUGCCCUACCCGCCACCCCAGAGGGAGGCCAAUGUCUACGUGGUUCCCCAGAACAUCAAACCACUUCUCCAGCGUACAGCCAUUGAGAUCCUGGCAUGGGGUCUGCGGAACAUGAAGAGCUACCAGCUGGCCAGCGUCUCCUCCCCCAGCCUCGUGGUGGAGUGCGGGGGCCAGGCGGUGCAGUCCUGUGUCAUCAGGAACCUCCGGAAGAACCCCAAUUUUGAUGUUUGCACCCUCUUCAUGGAAGUGAUGCUGCCCAGGGAGGAACUCUACUGUCCCCCCAUCGUGGUGAAGGUCAUUGAUAACCGCCAGUUUGGUCGCCGGCCUGUAGUGGGCCAGUGCACCAUCCGUUCCCUGGAGAGCUUCCUGUGUGACCCCUACUCACCGGAGAGUCCGUCCCCACAGGGCGGCCCAGAUGAUGUGAGCUUACUCAGUCCUGGAGAAGAUGUGCUCAUUGACAUCGAUGACAAGGAGCCCCUCAUCCCCAUCCAGCUUUCGGAUGGUCUGUCAAGCUGGGCCGCCACUAACACGGUGUCCUCUCCUUCCGGCCCUCAUGAAGAGGAGUUCAUCGACUGGUGGAGCAAAUUCUUUGCCUCAAUAGGGGAGAACGAAAAGUGUGGCUCCUAUUUGGAGAAGGAUUUUGACACUCUAAAGGUCUAUGACACAUCACUGGAGAAUGUGGAGGCUUUUGAAGGCCUGUCCGACUUUUGCAACACCUUCAAGCUCUACCGGGGCAAGACUCAGGAGGAGACAGAAGAUCCAUCUGUCAUUGGGGAAUUUAAGGGCCUCUUCAAAAUUUAUCCCCUCCCAGAAGAUCCAGCCAUCCCCAUGCCCCCAAGACAGUUCCACCAGCUGGCUGCCCAAGGGCCCCAGGAGUGCUUGGUCCGUAUUUACAUUGUCCGAGCAUUUGGCCUGCAGCCCAAGGACCCCAAUGGGAAGUGUGAUCCUUACAUCAAGAUCUCCAUUGGGAAGAAAUCUGUGAGUGACCAGGAUAACUAUAUCCCCUGCACUCUGGAGCCUGUAUUUGGAAAGAUGUUUGAGCUGACCUGCACUUUGCCUCUGGAGAAGGACCUGAAGAUCACCGUCUACGACUAUGACCUCCUCUCCAAGGAUGAGAAGAUUGGGGAGACAGUCAUUGACCUGGAGAACAGGCUGCUGUCCAAGUUUGGGGCCCGCUGUGGACUCCCGCAGACCUACUGUGUCUCUGGACCGAACCAAUGGAGGGACCAGCUCCGCCCCUCCCAGCUCCUCCACCUCUUCUGCCAGCAGCACAAGGUCAAGGCCCCCGUGUACCGGACGGACUCUGUGACCUUUCAGGAUAAAGAAUAUACCAUUGAGGAGAUCGAGGCUGGCAGGAUCCCGAACCCACACCUGGGCCCAGUAGAGGAGCGCCUGGCUUUGCACGUUCUUCAGCAGCAGGGCCUGGUCCCCGAGCACGUGGAGUCACGGCCCCUCUACAGCCCUCUGCAGCCAGACAUUGAACAGGGGAAGCUGCAGAUGUGGAUCGACCUGUUUCCCAAGGCCUUGGGGCGGCCUGGACCUCCCUUCAACAUCACCCCACGGAGAGCCAGAAGGUUUUUCCUACGUUGUAUUGUCUGGAACACCAAAGACGUGAUCCUGGACGACCUCAGCAUCACAGGCGAGAAGAUGAGCGACAUUUAUGUGAAAGGCUGGAUGGUCGGCUUUGAAGACCACAGACAGAAGACAGACGUGCACUACCGCUCCCUGGGCGGCGAGGGCAACUUCAACUGGAGAUUUAUUUUCCCCUUUGACUACCUGCCUGCGGAGCAAGUCUGCUCUGUCUCCAAGAAGGAUGCCUUCUGGAGGCUGGACAAGACAGAGAGCAAAAUCCCAGCAAGAGUGGUAUUCCAGAUCUGGGACAACGACAAGUUCUCCUUUGAUGACUUUCUGGGCUCCCUGCAGCUGGAUCUCAACCGCAUGCCCAAGCCAGCCAAGACGGCUGAGAAGUGCUCUCUGGACCAGCUGGACGACACCUUCCACCCGGAAUUGUUUGUGUCCCUUUUUGAGCAGAAGACAGUGAAGGGCUGGUGGCCCUGUGUAGCAGAGGAGGGUGAGAAGAAGAUUCUCGCGGGCAAGCUGGAAAUGACCUUGGAGAUCGUGUCAGAGAAUGAGCAUGAGGAACGGCCUGCUGGCCAGGGACGGGACGAACCCAACAUGAAUCCAAAGCUCGAGGAUCCAAAGCGCCCUGACACCUCUUUCCUGUGGUUCACCUCCCCGUACAAGACUGUGAAGUUCAUCCUGUGGCGGCGCUUCCGGUGCGCCUUCAUCCUCUUCCUCAUUCUCUUCAUCCUGCUGCUGUUCCUGGGCAUCUUCGUCUACGCCUUCCCGAACUAUGCUGCCAUGAAGCUGGUGAAGCCCUUCAGCUGAGGACCCUCCUGUUCUGGAGAAGGGGGCGCGGGCUGCCCUCCCAGCCAGGGCUGGCCUGCCUCCUCGGCCCAGCUCAGCCAAGCUCCUCCAGACCUCCGCAGCCUGACCCUCCUGCCAGGUCGGGCGGACAGCACCUGCUGCAAGAGUGACUGAUGAACGUGGAGCCCUGGGAUCACCCACUUCCAUCAUCUCUUUCUCCCCCCAACCUGAUCCCCUUUUGGAUCAGCUCAUAUAAUUUCAGUAUAAAACAGACUGAACCACA